AUGCCGAUCCCCGAGGAAAUAGUCCCAGCAGCCAAAGCACCGCCCAAAUGGAAGGUCUAUACAAGGAAACUGGAUAGUCUAGGCCGUCUCUUUCAAUCUCGCGGGCUUCCACUUCGCCGCCCGCCUCCAGCAACCGUGACUGACCCCGCACCUUUCCCAUUCCUCCGCCUUCCGCGGGAGCUCCGCGACCAGAUCUACCGCGAGCUGCUGACUGUCGACAGCAACAACAACAACAACAACAACAACAACAACGAAAAGGACGGCGACAACGGAGCCCUAUGGAUCCGCUACAGCCGCCGCCGGCACCGCUGGUGGGAUGCGACGCCCUACUGCCCGGCGCGCGGCGGGCCGCGCCGCCCUCGGCCGCGCCUGGCCCUCGGCCUGCUGCGGGUUUGCCAGCGCGUGCGCCAGGAAACCCUGCCGAUCGUGUUCGCCUGCAACAAAAUCUGGCUGGACGCCUCGCCCGCCCAAUGCCUCGCAUUCCUCGCCUCUCUACCCCCCGCCGUCUCCGGGGGCAUCCGCCACCUCCAGCUGUGGCUGGACGUGUACCUGGACUGCGGGAUGGCGACGGGGACGCUGCCGCACCAGACGCCCGACGAGCGCGCGCACACCGCCGCGCGCGUGCACCGCGAUCUCCUCAUCCCCUGGCUGACCCUGUUUCCCUGGAUGCAGCAACACAUGCCCCUCCUAAACGCGCUGCAGAUCCGGCUCGGCGCGAACCGCGCCUGGCAUGCACAGAACCUCCAGUCUACACUUCCUGACUGGCUACAUUUCUAUCAGACCGGGUGGAUGGAGCAGGUACGGGCGCUGCGGCAGGUCUGCACGCUGCGCGUGGAGGCGCGGCUGCAGUGGUGCGAUCAGCUGGAGGACGGGGAGCGCGCGGCGCUCCAGGAGUUGCGGCGCGAGCUGCGGCGGACGUCUGGGUUUGAGGAGGUGGCGGUGCGAUGGGAGCAUGGCUUCUUUCUGUGCAGUGCUGGCGAGCAGUUCCCCACGACUAGUCUUGGGAUCGUGUUGCAGCGGCAACGGGGAGAGCUGCAGGAUGAUGAUGAUGAUGAUGAUGAUGAUGGGGCGCAGGGGGAUUUGGUGGUGGGUGCGGCGUUGCCUGACUAUCGGCCGGUUUAUACCCUGGAGGAUAUGGUGUGUCCGAUGGUUUGCGGAUUUGGGGAGCCGCGGCCGCCGCGGUCGCCGGAUAAUUGUCGUUGAGGUUGAUUGUCUGUCAUGCCUGGUGGUUUAUAGGUUUAGGGGG
Aspergillus aculeatus ATCC 16872 is the source of this 1246-nucleotide messenger RNA. RefSeq lists its product as uncharacterized. NCBI's taxonomy places the organism in Eukaryota, Fungi, Ascomycota, Eurotiomycetes, Eurotiales, Aspergillaceae. Bases 1 to 1203 code for a protein of 400 amino acids. The transcript has a single exon. The record is from RefSeq and is a predicted model, not a curated record.